Amaranthus tricolor (Joseph's coat) is the source of this 2372-nucleotide messenger RNA. RefSeq names its product aspartic proteinase A1-like. Gene Ontology annotation, biological process: proteolysis; lipid metabolic process. The transcript has 14 exons. The record is from RefSeq and is a predicted model, not a curated record. Gene Ontology annotation, molecular function: aspartic-type endopeptidase activity. NCBI's taxonomy places the organism in Eukaryota, Viridiplantae, Streptophyta, Magnoliopsida, Caryophyllales, Amaranthaceae. The coding region runs from base 513 to 2051 and encodes 512 amino acids.
CACAAGUUUACUCCCCAAACUUUUUCUCUAAAUUUUUCACACUUUAUCGCACUCUUGUCCUUCUCCCAUCUACACCCACGAAAUCCAUCACUAUGACAUCUUGGGUCCCACUUACCCUUUUUCUGCAUCAUCACCAUCGUUAAUCACACCCAAAUCCUCAACUCCCUUAUUCUACACCUUACUUCACACGAUCCAUCCCACUAAACAAACGAAUUCUUCAUGACAAUAACUCACUGAGUGACCCACCAAACUCGUAAAACGAUUCAACUCUAUCCUUAUCCAAUGGUGUUGAAUUGAACACGCAUCUCUUAGAAACCAACGGUUUGGAUUUCAUGCAAGUUUAAUUUUUAUUUUUUUUAUAUAUGAAAAACAAAGGCAGAAAACUCCUGACACUUAUAAUCUUAGUGCCCACAAGUCUAUAAAUCUCUGACUUCAGAAAAUAAAAACAAUUGAAGAAAGCUCAUCAAAAAUUCAUCUACGCAGACAAUAUCUGGUUUCUGAUAUUUGCAAAGAUGGUUAAACUUGAGAUCCUGAUCGUCCUGCUGUUCCUUUCACUUCUUCUACUUCCACCGGUUUUUUCAGUAUCCAAUAAAGGGUUAUUUAGAGUUGGAUUGAAAAAGAAGGUGUUUGAUCCAAAUAAUCGUGUUGCUUCUCAACACGGGAUUAAAGAAAGGGAUAUGUUCAAAUCUUUACUUGAUAAAUAUCACUUCGGCAACUCUAAAGAUGCAGGGGAUGAUGUUGUUGCCCUCAAGAAUUACAUGGAUGCUCAGUACUUUGGGGAAAUUGGUGUUGGAACCCCUCCUCAGACAUUUACCGUUAUUUUUGAUACUGGUAGUUCAAACUUGUGGGUGCCUUCGUCAAAGUGCUACUUAUCGAUUGCUUGCUUCUUCCAUUCCAAGUACAAGUCUGGCGCAUCAAGUUCUUACAAGAAGAAUGGAACAUCUGCGGCUAUUCGUUAUGGAACUGGAGCUAUAUCUGGCUUCUUCAGUGAAGAUAGUGUGAAGGUCGGUGAACUCGUUGUGAAGAAUCAGGAAUUCAUCGAGGCUACUAGAGAACCUAGUAUUACAUUCAUGGUUGCUAAGUUUGAUGGCAUACUUGGACUUGGAUUCCCAGAAAUUGCAGUUGGGGGUGCUGUUCCAGUAUGGGACAAUAUGGUUAAGCAAGGGCUGGUAAAGGAUCCUGUAUUUUCAUUUUGGCUCAACCGCAAGGCAGAAGACGAAGAGGGAGGUGAAAUAGUCUUUGGCGGGGUUGACCCAAAGCACUAUAAAGGUGAACACACAUAUGUUCCUGUGUCAAGGAAAGGUUAUUGGCAGUUCGAUAUGGGUGAUGUUCUUAUCAAUGGAAAAACGACAGGGUACUGUUCUGGUGGAUGCGCAGCUAUUGCAGACUCUGGAACUUCUUUGUUGGCCGGACCCACGAGUGUUAUUACGCAAAUCAACCACGCUAUUGGGGCGUCAGGUGUCACCAAUCAGGCGUGUAAGAAUGUGGUGGAGCAAUAUGGCCAAACAAUCAUUGAUCUUUUGUUUUCAGAGGAGUCCUUUAAGAGGAUCUGUUCCCAAAUCGGUGUAUGCACCUACGAUGGCACUCACGGUGUUAGCAUGGGUAUCGAGUCGGUGGUAAAUAAGGAGAAUUCUGAUGGAUCUUCCGAAGGGUUGAAUGAUGGUAUGUGCCCUGCGUGUGAGAUGGCUGUUGUGUGGAUGCAGAGUCAACUCAAGCAAAAUGUAACCCAGGAUCGCAUAUUAAGUUACGUAAACGAGCUUUGUGAACGAGUUCCGAAUCCAAUGGGACAAUCCUCGGUUGAUUGUAAUCGUAUAUCUAAGAUGCCCCCGGUUUCAUUUACUAUUGCAGGGAAAGAGUUUGAACUUCGUCCGGAAGAGUACAUACUGAAGGUUGGCGAGGGACCUAUGGCACAAUGCAUUAGCGGAUUUACUGCUAUGGAUGUUCCCCCUCCUCGUGGACCAAUCUGGAUUCUUGGCGACGUCUUCAUGGGUCGGUAUCAUACGGUGUUCGACGCUGGAAAUCUCCAAGUUGGAUUUGCUGAAGCUGCAUGACAUUGCCCUGCUUUUUCUUAAAGUUGUUUUGUGUGUUCAGUGGGUGCUUUGGAAUAUUAGCUUUGAUUUCACUUGUAAACUUUCAAGCUAAAAGUGCGGAGUUUUCACCCUCAGACCCCCUUUCGUUCUGGACAGUAGUACUUUUGUAAAUAUCUGUAUGAGAGAGUUUGUUAUUUACUUUUGUUAAAUCAUUUGGAUUUCUCAGAUUGGCGAUAACAUUUCAUUACCUCGAGUUAUUAAGUGGCUCCCAUCUUGACGGUUUUGAGGUAGGAUGUUUUCAACCUUACUCUUACUAACAAAGAAAUUAUUUCUGAUUGAUUC